UGUACACGCGGAGAGAACCGUUGAGACCUCGCCUUAUCGCCGCCUCGGAAGCGAGCUGAACUACGGACCCUGACCGUUUCCUACGUCGAAGUCCCGCUGGCGCCGCUGCAGACAGCCCACAAGCUGCUAGAAGCCGACGCUGCGGCACAACAGUCCCGUAAGGAGCUUUCUGCGAAAGAAAUACGCCUAAGUGCGCUGCUGCACAAUAAACGCCUCGGCCGCCCUCCAGUGGAGCAGACGGGUCCUCUUUGUCCUGGCACGUUCUGAGCACCCAGACCUCUCACAAAGAUGACGCAGGCGGAGUUCCGUGCGUUCCGCGUCGGAAACAUGACGGCGGUGACGCUGUGCACCAUGUGCCUGGUGGGCGUCGGCCUGCUGCUUCUCAUCUCGGGAGCCGUGGUCACCGGCAUCGUCUACACCGAGGUGCGGCCCCCAACGGCCGACGAGAACUACGAGAGGUACGUGGCAGCUGACCUUCGCCGAGUGCUCGGCCCCCUGAUGCUCUGCCUUGGCGGAUUCCUGCUCAUCGGCGGCUGCGUGUUCAUGGCUUUCGGCUACUACUCGAACUACCGCGACGAAGAGCGCGGCUACUCUCAGGCGCACGCGCGCGACUACGACAGCGGCCAGCAGCCCAGAGAUGUCAAAAUGCAUUACUUCGAAAGCUCAUCCAAGGAGGACUUGGAAGCCGGGACGAGGAUGAUGGAGAGAUGAUUGCAGCCCCGAACCUGCUCCACGACCCCUUGUAUAUACAUUGUGUGUGUGUGUGAAUGGAUUCACAUCGCAGAAGCACACCUGUACGUCGGUUGCGUGACUAGAAGUUUAACUCUACGCAGUAUUUGCCCGCGCUCAACUAUAUGCCAGAAUGUGUCAUGUAACAAGCGGCACAAUUUCAUCGUCAGAAGUAACGACAUCGCAAUCACUAUAAAAAGAGAUGCAUUGUCAUUCAUAUAAUACAUGACCCGCAUUGUAGUCAUUAGCCACCCAGUGAAAUAAAAGUGUAAUCAAGCCACAAA
Rhipicephalus microplus (southern cattle tick) is the source of this 1013-nucleotide messenger RNA. RefSeq lists its product as uncharacterized. NCBI's taxonomy places the organism in Eukaryota, Metazoa, Arthropoda, Arachnida, Ixodida, Ixodidae. The record is from RefSeq and is a predicted model, not a curated record.